UGGAACUCUCAGUCCCUGAAGGGUGUGUGUUUUACAGCUCUCUGCCUUGCCAGAGGACUGCAGCCGUGACUUGCAGAAGGAUUCCAGAGGGACGGACGCUACUGGAGACAUUCACAGUUCCCUGGUCAGAGCUAGCUAUGAUGAGGACCUCUAUGUGCAUAUACCACUUCCUUGUUUGGAGCUGGUAUAUUUUCCUCCAUUACUACACCUCACAACAAGGUGGGGAUCAGCAAAAACUGAACAUCUUUCUAAAGGAUGGACAGUGGAAGUUCCUGACAUUGCUUAAUCUGCUCUUGCAGGCCAUUUUCUAUGGAGUCGCCUUCCUGGAGGAUAUGCUGAAAAGAAUUAAAGGGAAAAAAGACAUUAAGUUCAUAACUGCCUUCAGAGACCUGCUUUUCACCACACUGGCUUUUCCGAUAUCCACAUUUGUAUUUUUGUCAUUCUGGAUCCUCUUUCUCUACGAUCGAGAACUCGUGUACCCUAAGGCCCUAGAUGAUAUUUUUCCAGUGUGGUUGAAUCAUGCAAUGCACACGUCCAUAUUGCCCUUCUCAUUGGCUGAAGUCAUCCUCAGGCCACAUUACUAUCUAUCGAAGAAGAAAGGACUCACCGUGUUGGCUGCUGCUAGCCUUGCUUAUGUCGGCAGGGUCCUAUGGAUCUACUCUGAGACGGGUAUGUGGGUGUAUCCUGUGUUUGCCAAACUCAGCUCAGUGGGUCUAGCAGCCUUCUUCUCUCUCAGCUACAUCCUUAGCGCUGGCAUCUACCUACUAGGAGAGAAGCUCAACCACUGGAAAUGGGGUGACACGAUGCAGCCAAGGAAGAAGAGGAAGUGAUUACAUGCCAUUUUCCAAGAACUAAGGAGGAAGAAAACAGGAAUUUUUUUCAUUAUUUUUUCUGGUGGGGGAAGGUGGUGGAGCAACGUAGGAAGGUAGAAAGCACAAGGAAUGAUAUUUAAAUUUAAUAAGAGAGUUAUGAAAGUAGCUUAAUUUGAGCACUCUUGGUGUUUUGAAAGGUUUACUGGAUAUGCCAAAAAUGACUCCCGCUGUCUCAGAAUUUGUUACCUUCGUCUGACAUCUGUGGAGGAUGAUCUGUGGUCAAAAUCUGGCCAAAGGCCAAAGAAACUCAUAAACUAGGUGUUACAGAAUGUUUAGAGAGAGAGAGGAACUCAGGAUCAUCCAGACUCUUCACUUUACAGACGAGGAUGCUGAGGACCUGGCUGAGAAGUUACCUACGUGAAGCCAAAGAGUUAGUGUCAGAACCGAGGCCAUAGCUUGUGUCUCCCAGAUCUUCUCACUCCCAGUCCUGUGCCAUUUUUUAAUAACCCUAACUUCCCGAAAAACAAGCAUUUUUGUAGGCUAGUUAUUUUCAUGGAUUGUUCAUCUAUUUUUUUUUUCCUUGAUCUAAAUAGAAAUAUAGGGAGAUGGCUGCUACUAAGUUGUCUGUCUACCUGGUAUGAUAGCAAAUUAUUUGGGACAAUGAAAAAAUAAGUUACAAAAGGUA
Ceratotherium simum simum (southern white rhinoceros) is the source of this 1497-nucleotide messenger RNA. It is a transcript of the gene ADTRP, whose product is annotated as androgen dependent TFPI regulating protein. NCBI's taxonomy places the organism in Eukaryota, Metazoa, Chordata, Mammalia, Perissodactyla, Rhinocerotidae. The record is from RefSeq and is a predicted model, not a curated record. Gene Ontology annotation, cellular component: membrane; endomembrane system.